AUGCGUAGCGACAGUAAGUUAACUGUGUAUUUACUGUCUGUUCCCCAGACCAUCGUUCGAGGGAACCGGCCCCCGAAGGACACGUCCAUCAAUGGUCUCCUGGAGGAGUUCGACAGCAUCUCUGUGACACGUUCCAACUCCCUGCGUAAAGAGAGCCUUACGGGCCCCCACCAGGCCGGGUCCGGGGCCCCCAAACCCCCCUCCCACCACCCUCCACACCCCCACCCCAACGCCCCUGAGGAGAACGGCUUCAGCCACUAUUAUUCCCGCUACUCCUGUGACCUGGACACCUCCAGCAGGGACUUCUCACUGGAGCCCUACGGGAAGGACGGUAAAGGCUUCGCUCUAGAUGGGGACUGGGCCGUGGGGAGACACUACCGCUUCCCCAAACAGAAUGGCCACCUCACCCACGCCACCCGCGUUCCCUUCUACCCCGAUGCCAUGCCUCAGAAGACCGAUUACGCCAAGCUGCCUCCGGACUACCACACGUACUUGGAGAGCAAGGUGGCGGGGGCGCGCUUGGCCGACGAGGUGGGCUCUGGGUCCGGGGUGGGCAGCGGAGGGGGGUCUGCCGGGUCCACUACAGGGGGGUACUACCGGGCGUCCGUAGGCGGCUCGUCCAGUCAGGAAUACCGGGACGCGUCAAUGGUGGGGACGCCGUCUCGCACCUCGCUGCACAGCGAGCAAAUCAACUACCCAGACAGCGAGUGGAGCCACAGCGGCGUUUCCAGAGGUGAGUACGAGAAGAGGCCCAAGUCGUCGUACGUGAUGCAGACCAGCCCCACGCCGGCCGUCAGACAGCGCUCCAGGUCGGGGUCCGGCCUCCAGGAGCCCAACGUGCCCUACGGGGCCAGCGGGGCCUUUAAGAGUCCCCCUCAGGCACACCCCUACAGCUCCUACACCUACCCACGCCUUUCAGAGACUCUCAACAACUCACAGGCCAUGGCCAAGGUACGUCUGGGCUGGUGUGUUGAUUUACUCUGUAAUCUGUGUCGGAAAAUGUUAUUGCCAAGGAAAGACACGUCUUGUAUGUUAGCAGUGUGUUAUUUUCUACUAUUAUCAAAAUACUUUUCCAAAUAGUCUAGUUUUGGUAAUAAUUUGGAUCAGGUGAUAUAAGAACUAGGCUGCAUUUCUCUAUGAAGUACCUACUAAACUGUAAGGUGCAAAUGUUGAAUGUGCAUACACUGAGCUAUCGUAGCCAACCAGGGAACACCUUUUUCCACAACACAGAUUAUUAUCCUCCCAUGUAUCCCACCCCUUCCGGGUUUAAAGAGAGGAUGCAGUGUUAUCUCCCCAGUUGCAUCUCUCCUUUCUCCUCUUCCCCUUGCUCCUCUCUUCUUCCCAGUCUACGUUCCUCCCCUCCUCUCCCCUCCCCUCCUCUCCCCCUCUAUAUUUCUCCCUUUCCUCUCCUCGCCCCCUCCUGUUCUCUUCUACCCCUCUCCUCUCCUUUCCUUCCUCUCCAUUUCUCCUCCCUCUCUCCUCUCCUCCUCACCUCUGUGUGAUGGAUCUAGUGUCAGUAGUUAAUCUACUGUUCCCCAGCGGAGGAAGGCUCUGCCACAGACACAGAAUUGCAAGCCGCGCUAGAAUCAAUUAACGCUACAACACUGGCCAUCAAGCCGAUAACACAGUUCAAAAGGGGGUGGGAGAGGGAAGGGGAAAUAUUUGGAGGAGAGGGGGAGGAGGAAGAAGAUAUACUGGCCAUCAGUCUAAUACCACAGUUCAGCUGAGAGAGAGGGUAGGGGGAGGACAGAGGAAGCAAGGGAGUGAGGGGGACUGAGAGAGAAGGACAUGAAGGAGACAGAGUGAAAGAGAGGGGUCAGGGGAGAGGGGAGAGAGAGAAGUCUUCUAUUGAGCGAAAUACUAUGUUGUGCCAUCACUUCUUACUCUUUGACCUAUGACUACAGAUAUACUGCAGCCACAUUCCUAUAGAUUAGAGAAGAGCUGCGUGGAGUGGAAUUAGAAUCAGGAGCGUCUCUUUCAAAGUAACUGGAAAACAAAAGGUUUCAUUGAUUUCUUUUGUGUUCUAGAAGAAAAUACAAACUUCUGAGGACAUCUAGAGAGCAUAUGUGUAUAUGUGAAGCGUGCGUGUCACGCUCUGGCUCCGGGACUCUGUAUGUUGAGCCAGGGUGUGUUCAUUCAUUGGGUGUAUUUCUAUGUUGGUAUUUCUGUUGGGUUCAUUUCUAUGUUUGAAUGAAUGACUCCCAAUCAGAGGCAACGAGUGUCAGCUGUGUGCUGGUUGUCUCUGAUUGGGAGCCAUAUUUAACUGUCUGUGUUUCACUUUGUGUUGGUGGGUUUUUGUUCCUUUACGGUCAUUGUUACUGUGGACUUCACGAAUCGUCUAUUGUUUUGGUUUUUGCACUUUAAUAUAAUAAAGUCAAUCAUGUUCGCUCAACACGCUGCGUAUUGGUCUACUCCUUUUGAAGACGAUCGUGACAGAAAAACCCACCAUACAACGACCAAGCAGCGUGUCCAGGAACACACGCAGGAGGUGACUCUGGUGGAUGGCCUCCUCGGUUGGGGGCAGAUUACCGAGGAGGAGGCCGUCCGGUACCGGAGGGCUAUGAAGGGGAAAGACCCAGGCAGGAGAGGAGCAGCGGCGUCAGCAGUGCCAUCGUCGGAUGGACGAGAGGCACCCCCAAUAAUUUUUUAGGGGGGGGAACACGGCAUGGGCGACUGGGCAGCAGGAGGCUGCCACAGGGCGAAAUAGGAGAUGAAGGGAGAAGGCCACCGGGUUUUGGGGGCCAGAAGGCAGGUUGGCGGAGCCUGGAUGGAGAGCAGAGCCAACUCCCCGUACUCAGGCAUGGCAGCAUGAGACUGGGCAGGUUCCGCGGUAUGCGGAGCUGCGCACUGUGCCACGAGUGGUCCGGCAUAGUCCGGUACGUCCUGUGCGAGCACCCCGCACGUGUUGUGCGAAGGUGGGCAUGCAGCCAGGAUGGAGUGUGCCGGCUCAGCGCUCGGGGCCUCCAGUGCCUCUCCUCGGUCCCGGAUAUCCUGCGCCAGUAUCACGUGCUGUUAUGCCAGUACGGGUACACAGCCCUGUACGUCCUGUGCUGAUGCCUCACACAGAGUGUGUGAAGGUAGGCAUUCAGCCAGGACGGGUUGUGGCAGCUCUUCACUCCAGGUCUCCUAUCCGUCUCCAUAGCCCAGUCCGGCCUGUCCCUGCUCCACGCACCAAGCCUACGGUGUGCGUCGCCAGCCCAGCCCGGCCUGUCCCUGCUCCACGCACCAAGUCUACGGUGUGCGUCGACAGCCCUGCCCGGCCUGUUCCUGCUCCACGCACCAAACCUACGGUGUGCGUCGACAGCCCUGCCCGGCCUGUUCCUGCUCCACGCACCAAGUCUACGGUGUGCGUCGACAGCCCUGCCCGGCCUGUUCCUGCUCCACGCACCAAACCUACGUGUGCGUCGACAGCCCUGCCCGGCCUGUUCCUGUUCCACGCACCAAGUCUACGGUGUGCGUCGACAGCCCUGCCCGGCCUGUUCCUGCUCCACGCACCAAGCCUACGGUGUGCGUCGACAGCCCAGCCCGGCCUGUCCCUGCUCCACGCACCAAGCCUACGGGGUGCGUCGCCAGCCCUGUCCGGCCUGUUCCUGCUCCACGCACCAAGCCUACGGUAUGCGUCGUCAGCCCAGCCCGGCCUGUCCCUGCUCCACGCACCAAGCCUACGGUGUGCGUCGACAGCCCUGCCUGGCCUGUCCCUGCUCCACGCACCAAGCCUACGGUGUGCGUCGACAGCCCUGCCCGGCCUGUUCCUGCUCCACGCACCAAGCCUACGGUGUGCGUCGCCAGCCCUGUCCGGCCUGUCCCUGCUCCACGCACCAAGCCAGGGGUGCGAGUCGUCAGCCUGGUCCAGCCCGUUCCUGCCACUCGCACCAAGCCAGGGGUGCGAGUCGUCAGCCUGGUUCAGCCCGUUCCUGCUACUCGCACCAAGCCCGGGGUGCGAGUCGUCAGCCUGGUAAGACCGGUCAGCUGCUCCACAACGGAGCGUAAGCAAUCCGCUCCGUCAAUGUCCAGUCCAGAUCCAGCCAGCGGGGUCAGACCGGACCAGGGGCGCUAUGGGGGGUUGUUUGGAGGGUGGUGGGCAAGGCCGGGGCCAGAACCGCCGCCGAGGAGGUAUGCCCGCCCAGCCCUCCCUUGUUUAGCCCUUAUUGAGGCGCGGUCGCAGUCCGCACCUUUAGGGGGGGGUACUGUCACGCUCUGGCUCCGGGACUCUGUAUGUUGAGCCAGGGUGUGUUCAUUCAUUGGGUGUAUUUCUAUGUUGGUAUUUCUGUUGGGUUCAUUUCUAUGUUUGAAUGAAUGACUCCCAAUCAGAGGCAACGAGUGUCAGCUGUGUGCUGGUUGUCUCUGAUUGGGAGCCAUAUUUAACUGUCUGUGUUUCACUUUGUGUUGGUGGGUUUUUGUUCCUUUACGGUCAUUGUUACUGUGGACUUCACGAAUCGUCUAUUGUUUUGGUUUUUGCACUUUAAUAUAAUAAAGUAAAUCAUGUUCGCUCAACACGCUGCGUAUUGGUCUACUCCUUUUGAAGACGAUCGUGACAGUGCGAGGCCCAAGCAAAUAAAUACCACUCUGCAAUUGCAGUCCCAUAUAUCAGCUUCAGUUAUGCGCCAGUGGAGCGGCACAUGGAGAUCUGGAAAGGUGACUUGCAGGCCUAGACCCCAUGGAGAUGCCAUAGUAAUCAACAUUCUACUGCAGUGUUCUUCACUCCUGCUAGUCCUGGACCUAGAGAGCUGCAGUAGCGUAUGUAUGCAGGGUUUUGAUCAAACCAGGACUAACACCACUCUUUCAGCAAAAAAAAAAAGGCUUGAUGAUUUGUUAAAUCAGGUGUGUUAGUGCUGGGCUAAAACAAAAGUGUGCACACGAUCACUCUCCAGGAGCAGGGUUGAAGAACACUGUUAGAGUUGUGCAUGUGCAGUUCAUGUAUCAUUUGUUGCCUCUGCUUGACAAACGCCUGUGUGAUAAUCUGAAGGUGAAUAGCGCGCUGACAUCCCAGCGCUGAAACAAUGACCUUUCAUUGAACUGUGCAGAGCAGAAUGAUCAGUCAGAUGUAUCGUCCCUAUCUCCCUGUCACGACUCUCCCCCUCCUCAUUCUGUGUAGGAGUUCCUAUAUGCUGCGCCUACUACACUAGCCUAUUAUGCACAAACAUGAUAGCUAUUUAUCUAUCUAUUACCUUUGUCGAACCAUGUACGAUAUUCAGAACACAAAUUACAACAAACCGAGGGUAACACUGAGUGUACAAAACAUUAGGAACACCUUCCUAUUGAGUUGCACCCACUUUUGCCCUCAGAACAGCCUAAAUUCGUCGGGUCAUGGACUCUACAAAGUGUCGAAAGCGUUCCACAGGGAUGCUGGGCCAUGUUGACUCCAAUGCUUCCCACAGUUGGGUCAAGUUGGCUGGGUGUCCUUUGGGUGAUGGACCAUUCUUGAUACACACGGGAAACUGUUGAGCGUGAAAAACUCAGCAGCGUUGCGGUUCUUGGCAUAAAUCGGUGCGCCUGGCACCUACUACCACACAACAUUCAAAGGCACUUAAAUAUUUUGUCUUGCCCAUUCACCCUCUGAAUGGCACACAUACACAAUCCAUGUCUCAAUUAUCUUAAGGCUUGAAAAUCUUUCUUUAACCUGUCUCUUCCCCUUCAUCUACACUGAUUGAAGUGGCUUUAACAGUGACAUCAAUAAGGGAUCAUAGUUUUCACCUGGAUUCACCUGGUCAGCCUGUGCCAUGGAAGUAGCAGUUCCUAAUGUUAAGGGUGGCCUUAUGAAAACCACUUAACCUCCAAUGCCUCAGUAAACAUACACUCUGGGAAAAUAAAUGCACACGGAGGUAGAAACAGAAAUAGUGUUUUUGUGGUGAGAGUUUUUUUUUGUUACAAUGAACUUGCUUGUGAUUGAGCAAGAUAGGAAACUACUGUACCUGACUAUACUUUAUACACGUUAAGAAAGGCCUAUAAUGCCUAUAAUUGAAACAGAAUUCACUACAUGACACGCUGUUUAGUUCCAUCUGAAGAAGAUGUAGGAGAUCUUAGAGAGGUAUUGGAAAAAACAGUCACAAAAUAUGUGUCGUGACGCGUGUAGGAGAUUACUAACAUCGGUAUAAUAACAGUUAAAAAAACUAAAGCGUGUUGUAAGUGAUCUGGCAGCUUAUGAAGCACCAUUCUUCCUGCCUCAUGGACCUUGUAAUAAACCCACCUCUCCUCUCUCUCUCUCUCCUCUCUCUCCUCUCUCUCCCUCUCCUCUCUCUCUCCCCCCCUCUCUCUUCUCUCCUCUUUCUCCCUCUCCUCUCUCUCUCUGUCCUAUAUCUUCCUCUCUUCUCUCUCCCUCUCUCUCUAUUCUCUAUCUUAUGGUCUCUCUCGCUCUAUCUGUCUCUCUGUUAUUCUCUCUCUCUCUCUCUCUCUCUCUCUCUCUCUCUCUCUCUCUCUCUCUCUCUCUCUCUUUCCUCUCUCUCUCAUCUCUCCUCUCCUCUCUCUCUCUUUCUCUUUCAAUUCAGUCAUUGAACAAAAUCCCCCUUUUUGUUGUGAGCCGGCGGGGGUAUAACAGUAGACAGCACGGGGACUUAGCCACACACACAGACACACACACACACACACACACACACACACACAGCUUCUCCUCCACUGCCGCAGCAGCAGCUCUCGGUGACAAAUUGGUGUUGCUGCACUUUCUCCUUUCUGCAGCCUUCGCAUAAAAACGGCCCAACGAUGUUCCAGCGCGGAAUUCAAUUUCACAGUUCAGUUGGGUUGUUGAUUACCCUGCCAAAUUCAGAUUAAUGCACGUUUAACCAACAUGGAUCAGGAGACCCUUGGCUGACAACCAGCCGCCGGUGCCCACCAAUGAUAGGGGGUCUGGAGAGUAGCCCCGUCCCUCCUGAGGGCCGCGAGGAGCACCGCCGCCUCACAGUGAUUGAUUAAACGAGUCCACGCCACAUAAUUAUACCACCAUCCCCACACAUCGACCCAACCUUCCUCUUACUCGUGUGUGCGUGUUUGUGUGUGAGAGAGAGAGAGAUUUUAAUGUUGAGGUUUCCCCCUUCCUCCUCCUACCCUGCCUCUUUCUUGUCGUCAAGUUUUUAUUAGGAGACUAUUCAUGUCCGGUUAGAGUGUGUGUUCGGAGUGUGUUCUUAGGGGAGUGUGUGUUUGAGGGGUGUUUGUGUGUCCUUUCAGAGUGUAUGUUUGGGGGGAGUGUGUGUUCGGGGAGGUAAUUUCAUUAACUCUGGGAGUCAGAGCAUCAUCUCCUCAGUACUGGAGGCAGCUCGUCUUCACCAGAUUGAUUAUUAGUCUAGAUAUUAUAUAUCACAGCCUCAGCCCUGUAUUAUGCAGUAUGACCAGGGGCAGUUCACAGCUAUAAUUCAGUGUACUUUUAAAAAUCCAUUUAGGCAAAGACAGUAUUUGGAGUUCUUCUCUGAUAACGUACCUAAUAAAAUAACAUCAUUAUUAUUAAAUGAGGCUUCAAAAUAAGUCUAAAGAUAAAUAUGUUUUAAAAAAUACAAAAUAAAAUAAAAGGGUAUUUGUGCAACAUAAUAUUAAGAGUCAACCUAUAUUAUAAUCAGAAUCAUACAAUGUUACCUUCCGAAAUCCUUUUUUUAAUUCAAGUCAUAUAUGUUUGGCUCUGCUGUAUUCUUAGUUAAUAACACUGUAAAUACCCUGUAUAACCAGUUCACAGCACCUUAAUCACAUUUAUACAGGGUCACUGGUGAGUUGUGAUGCCAUAAAACACCUCUAGAUGUACUACCUGGUAGAGUAGUAAGGGCUGGACCAAGGAGAAGGGGACUCGGUGACUGACACACACACAUACACACACACACACCAUACUCUUGCUUUCUGUUUGGGAUUCCUCUCAUGCAGAAGGCAUAAUGCAAGGUCCCACUCACAAUGCAUAAAGUUUAGUGUCAGGGAGAGAAGUGUCCCUUUGUCACCUCUCUCUGAGCUAGACUUAUGACUCAUCGCCACCCACCUAGGACAUGGAGAAACAGCUUUAAACCACCCCAGCACAGAGAGAGAGAGCGAGAGAGAGAGAGAGAGAGGGAGAGGGAGAGGGAGAGACAGGGAUACACGUUUUCCUCUACUGUGAGAAAUACUCCCAAAUAAGAUAAUAAUUUUUGUAUUUUUUUUAUAUAUAUAUCUAAAUCAAUUCCCAACUUCUGUGCAUUUACUAAUGACAUAAAGCUGGAAUUAUUCUGGGUGAGGGAGAAACCGCAAAUAUUACUGCCAGAUAUGUAUAUGAUUGCCAUAGCCUGAGGGACAUCCCAUGACCAUUAAUUCCCUGAAGUACAGUAUUUACAUUGUAUAUAACUUACAAGUAAUGCAUAGUGUAACCAUCGUCCAUGUACAUGUUGUUGUUUUUUAUUUAUUAGCCAUUCUUUAUUUGUAUAAUCUUAUUUGUAUUUAAUUAAAUGUAUCGACCGAAGAUUACGCAAUACAACAGCAGUAUGGCACGAUUAUAUGUACUAUUAUUAUUAUUAUUCCUACUGAAAUUAACUGUAUUUCAUUAUCCCCAUUGCAUUGUACUGUAUUUACUGAAAUGAUGUACCACUAUACUGCUUUGGUAAUAUCUACAAAUUGUAUUUCAUGCCACUAAAGCAAUCUGAAUUUGAAUUUGAGAGAGAGGGAAAGAGAGGGAAAGAGAGAGCGAGAGAGAGAGAGAGAGAGAGAGAGAGAGAGAGAGAGAGAGAGAGAGAGAGAGAGAGAGAGAGAGAGAGAGAGAGAGAGAGAGAGAGAGAGAGAGAGAGAAUAGAGCAAGGAUGGACAAUCAGGUUUUGCUGCAGCUGAUUCUUCUACUCAAAGUCUUGAUUGUUACUGCGUGGUUGGAGCAAAACCCUGCAACCACACUUGGUAACACAGCCCACCCUCCAAUAUAGUCUACUGUAGGAAUAUAAUCUAACAGGUACUGUAAACGAGACUAAGGAGAGAAACGAUGUGGAGCAUUGCCCCAGAUAUGGAGGUUCCCUGGUCUAACAGCAGUUGUAUGAUGGAUGGGGUAUUGGAGGAACAGUGUUUGGGUCUGUGUGGGAGGGAUAUUAAUGAUAAAGUAUAGCCCCUGUCCCUUCGACUAAACACCUUCUGUUACACCUGUCCAGGGUUAAUGUACCUACUCAGGUCACAGGGACAGGAGCUGAUAUUUCACAAUUAAUACAGAAACUGAUGAGGGAGAGAAAUAUCUCUGAUAGUUUUAUAUUCAUAAUGCAAGUAAGGAGACUCUCUGUUGUUUGGUGAGGUUUUCUUUCCUAUGUGUUUGUAUGGCGACCAAGCUUAAACAGGGUUUGCACUUAUACAAAUCACACUUUUGGCUAUCAUCUUAUAAGCGUAUUAUUUUAAUAUUAGUUAAUCUAGCUUAAAUAGCUUAUGUUUUCAGGGUAUUAGCUAUCUUUCUAACACUGUCUCUGUCUGUCUUCCAUCUCUUGCAGGGUGAUUACGACCAGUCAUCUCGAGACGGGAGUCCCCAGGUCCCAGGGUCUGACACAUACCCCCGCGGGCCCCUCAAACUACCUCAAAGCCACAGUAAGCCCUCUGGCUACCCCCCUGGACUCCAGUACCCCCCUGUGUUCCACCACUACAAACCCUCCCCCUACCAUCACCCACCAUCACAGCCCAGCCCGCCAUACACUCCACAGGUGGGUCUACCGUGUGUAUUUGUGCGUACAUGCGUGUGUGCGUGUGUGCAAGCGUGCGUGCGUGUUUACAUGACUGCAUGCGUAUGUGCAUGCGUAUCUUUUUUUAAGAUCUAAAGAGAUCAUGAUCUACAAUUACAUAUGACUCUCAGAGAUGCAGGUGUGUCACUGCAAAGAUCAUCACCGACAGUGCAGUAGAGGUAUUAACCGGUUCUCUCCUCCCUCCUCCAGGGGGCAUACUCCCAGCCAUCGUCCCCCUACAUCCCACCGGGGGCCUACCCCCCUCCUUCCUGGGGAUCCAGUUCAGACACCCAGCCCUCCAGGGUCUCCCACGAACAGUUCAGGGCUGCCCUGCAGCUCGUCGUCAACCCAGGUAAAUACAGAGAAGUCCUAAGAAAGAAAUACAAGUACAUCCCAAAUCACAGGAGUUAAAAUAUACAGGUAGAAAAGUUAUUCUGCUAGUUUGUAGAUAAUGAACAGAAGCUUCGUAGAUAAAGUAUCUUGCUGGGAGCAGCAAACAUUGAUCAGCCUCUGUCUGUGUCUGACCCCAGGUGACCCCAGAGAGUACCUGGAGAGUUUCAUAAAGAUUGGCGAGGGCUCGACGGGCAUCGUGUGCAUCGCCAGCGAGAAACAUAGUGGCAAGCAGGUAGCCGUCAAGAAAAUGGACUUGAGGAAACAGCAGAGGAGAGAACUGCUCUUCAACGAGGUGAGAGGUCAGGUGUUAGGGGUCAAGGGUUGUUUGUCCCAAUGGAGACCAAGCGAUUUUGGUACUGUAUUAUUUUUCUUUAACAGCCUCAAAGUUUCAGGUAAGGAAGUGUAGGCCUCUAAUUUCAACAGUCAACAAUUUCAUACAGAGUGAAAUUAUAAAGCACGUUUUUAGUCUCUGAGAUUAGGCUACCUCACAUACGAGUAUUUUCUGUACUUCAGAUGUUUUGAUCAGAGCAGUAUGUUAGUGAAUCUGAUUUAGAUGUUGCCAAGGCAACAAGCUAAUGUUAUUUUGGUUCUGGAAAGAGGUGAGCCAAGUUUUUUAUCUCUACCCUACUGUACCAUUCCUGCCUUCUAUGUAGCAAGACCAUAGAGCUGUUACUCAGUAGUCAGCCACAGUAUUUCUGUCAUGAAGAGAUUUCUGUUUGAAUGAAGUGGGUGGCAUGACUUACAAUAUAUUAACAAGAGACAUCAAGUAUCUUGUCCUUACAUAUUUUCGCACCCACAUCGAUGAUUAAUAAUAAUAAUAAUAGUGUGUGUGUGUCUGUGUGUGUGUGUGUGUCUAUGUGUGUGUGCGUGCUCGUGUGGGCGUGCUAUUUUGAAGCUUCAUGUUAUCCUAUUUAGGCCCCAAUCUAAUCCCUUUUCAUUAAGCUUCCAUAGCAACAUCCAAAUUAGAAAAGAAGAUUGCUAAUACAUUUAUUUAUUUAAUUUGUGAUAUAGGCUACUUGCUAUUUUUCUCUUUAAUGAAUUCCAUCAUACAAUGUAGACAUUGACAUUUAGAUUCGACCUAAAUCUGAGGUUAGGACUAGAAUGUAAAAAAAUAUGGUUACAAGUACCCCAAAAUAAUAAUAAUGUACUAUCCUCAUUCAUUGAAAUUGAAUCUCAAAUCCACGUUUUUGGAAUAGCCUAUUGCAAAAAUAACAACUGAUCUGUGUUCAAUACUUGGAGGGCACUGUAGCCUACAUCAGGAGGAGAAGUUUGCUUUCAAGCUUCAUCAGUAGCCAGUUACCAAUUCAUCAAUAGACGGGAAUAUAUCUAGGUAAAGCUGAACAUGAAGCAGGCUAGGCAAACUGUGGUUGAGUUAGCUAGCUAGUUUAGCAUCGUUAGUUUUCUUCUAGGACAUUAGGCAGGCAAUCAACACCAUUGUGAAACGAGCAAGUUUGAGCUAGCUUAUCAGAGCUGGUCCUAGGUCAAAUGGUUUGCGAAACAAUUCGAACUCGAAUUCCUGUCUUCUUGAGGAUGACAUCUUCACUGGACACUUAUAAUCCUCCAAACUGUUUUAGUAUUUCAAUGUUGUAUGUUUCACUGUUCUACCCGGGCCCAGUUUCAUUGCAUGAUUCAUAAUCAUAUCCACUCAGUAAAGACAUUUGCCAAUCACACCUUAUUCUGCAGGGUUGGUGGCAGACAUUUUGAAUUGAUUGGCCACACCUGUUCUUGAUUGUUUGGUACUCAGGUAGGUACUGUAUAGGCUGUGUAGAGCAGACUGGUGUGUGGGAAUGCCACAAGUAAGGUAGCCAUGCUGUCCGUUUCGUAGAAAGGUUUUUUAUUGCAUUUUAAAACGUUUUUAGCAUUGUCUACUUUUAGCAUCCCCGUUUAACCUCUGUUCUUAAAUACAUAUCAUACAUUUUUGGAAAUAACCAGUCCUUUUGGUUUUAAUGCUCUGAUGCACAGUACGGUCAGCUUUGUCACACUACUGGUAUAUUGUCUAUCUGUGAUGUAACCUGUGUUUGUUGUUUUGUUUGUUUCUAGGUGGUGAUCAUGAGGGACUAUCACCAUGAGAACGUGGUUGACAUGUACAACAGCUACCUUGUUGGAGACGAGCUCUGGGUCGUUAUGGAGUUCCUGGAGGGCGGGGCCCUGACAGACAUUGUCACUCACACGAGGUAACCAAUCAUCUGCCACUAGUCCGUUCACCUCUCUCCUAAUGGCUACCUAAGCAUUAGCUUGUGGCGCUAACAUGAGUCUUCAAUUCACUGUGUCUGAACAAAGAGUAUUUGGAUCGUUGUCUCACUAAUUAAUUUCAGGAAGUGAAUAAGCUAAGCAGAUGCGCAACAAACUUCCUCAAUAACCCCCAUCGGAUCUGGUUUCAGGAGUUCUCAAACUUAUAUCUCUUUCUUUCCUUGUUGUUUCGGUGUCUUCUCCUAAACCUCUCAACGCCUCGUAGUUUAGAUUAACAUCCAUUGUGUCCUUAGUCUUUUAAUUACAGUCAUUUGCCUGGCGUGUGUCAGUGUUGUGUGCUGCCGUCUCGGGUGCUAAUAACACGGUUGCGUGAGGACGCAGUGGCGUCCCUGUCAGCGUGAAGUCGUGAGAUGGAGAGAAGAGUCUUCAUUAGUUGUGUGAGGAGAUGUGAAUCCCUCUUUCACCUCCCUGUCUCAUCCUUCUCUCCGACACAGCUGUUUUGAUAAUUUUUGUUGGGUGUGUCCCAUUUACUAAGGAAUUGUGUCGAUAAUAGGAAGAUGUGGGCAAUUGGAAUAUAUUCAAUCUACUUACUAACACAAACAAAUCCUGAUAUAUUUUUUAACCAGAGGGGGAUUAGAAAUUAGAUAUUGUAGUUCAUGUGUAGGAACAACCAUAUCUCUUACAGUUUAUUGCACUUAGUUCAAAGAGGCACGUGUAUUUGUGUCAUUAACACAAUUAAUAGCCAUCAAAGGACUAUCAGCAACACGUUUCAGUCAUAGAAUUCACAUCUGUUAGGUCAGGUGAAUUAUACAAAUCUAUUUCAGUCUACUCUUUUGUUGCGUAAAUGACUGCUCACUGUGUAGAGCUGAAUAGGAGAACACGCACACAAACAGUCCCACUGCAGGUGAGUACUCCCCUCACCUCUAUAUCUGCUCUAUCCAUAAUUAUCCGCGAUUGAGAGGACUAUAAGAGGGCAUAACCAGACAGAGUUAAGAGAUGGACUGAGAGUGUAAGAUAUACACUUGUGAAGACUAGAGACUAGGAGAGAGCUAGAUUCUAUCUAUAGAUCUCUCUCUCUCUCUCUCUCUCUCUCUCUCUCUCUCUCUCUCUCUCUUCUCUCUCUCUCUCUCUCUCCCCCCCCCCCCACUUCUUUCCCUGGGUGUCUGCCAACACACACAGUGUUACAAUGCCAGAAUGGCCUGUCUCUGUGUCGUGUUCAUGUUCCUCAGCCAUUUCAAUUAGCAACAAAGUUCAAUUAACCUCACGAGGAUGUGUCGUGGAUGUACUGUACUUUACACAGAAUCAGCUGAUGGCGCUACAGUGUGUGUGUGUGUGUGUGUGUGUGUGGGUGUGUGUGUGUGUGAUGCCCUUGGCAACUUUGACAGCCUCAUUAAACAAUACACUUUCUUUUUCAUUCCCUGUUUAAAAUAAUGUACUAUCUCGGCAAUCAUUUGUGCAGGUGUCUUUGUUUGUGGACGUGUUUUUGUGUAUGUAUGUGUGUGGGUAUAUGUGUGUGAAGCAUUGAAUCUCCUUUGUCUACACAUCAACCUCCCAUUUUCUAGAUUGUUUUGCAAUUCUCAAUACAAACAUGUGUUACCAAAAUACCUGGUACAUUCUACGAUGGGAGGGGUGUCUAUGUGUGUGUGUGUUGCGAGUUGUUCCUUGCUAAGACAAUGGAUUCCUAUGGAGUGAGACGGUACAGGGAGGAGAGUGCUGCAGGGGCUGCAGAUGAGAGCUGUGUGUGUGAAUUAUUAUUUUAAUUUUUUUAAUGAUUUGUCACGAGCCAAAUACAAUGGGUGUAGACUUUACCGUGGCUUACGAGCCCUUCCCAACGAUGCAGAGUUUUAAAGAAAUUAUACGAAUAAAAAUAGUAACACAAGAGGAAUAAAAUACACAAGAAUGAAGCUAUAUACAGGGAGUACCAGUACCAGAUCAAUGUGGACCUAUAUACAGGGAGUACCAGUACCAGAUCAAUGUGGAGCUAUAUACAGGAAGUACCAGUACCAGAUCAAUGUGGUGCUAUAUACAGGGAGUACCAGUACCAGAUCAAUGUGGAGCUAUAUACAGGGAGUACCAGUACCAGAUCAAUGUGGAGCUAUAUACAGGGAGUACCAGUACCAGAUCAAUGUGGAGCUAUAUACAGGGAGUACCAGUACCAGAUCAAUGUGCAGGGGUACGAGGUAUUUGAGGUAGAUAUGUACAUGAAGGCAGGGUAAAGUGACGGCAUCAGGAUAGAUAAUAAUUCAAGUAAAAUAAAAAACAGAGUAGGAGCAGCAUAUGAUGAGUGUAAAAGUGUGUGUGUAUUAGUGUGUGUGUAUGUGUGUAUGUGUGUAUGUGUGUUUGUGUUGUGUUGGUAUGAGUGUGUCUGUGUUUUGUGUGAGAAUGUCAGUGUGUAUGUGUGUGUGUAUGUGUGUGUGUGUGUGUCGUCUGUGUCUGUGUCUGUGUGUGCGUGCGUGCAUAUGUGUGUGUGAUGAUGGGGGAGGUUCUCGCCAGCUGGGGCCUCAUGUUAAUGUUCAGUGGAGUUAUGUGGAAUCAGCCAGACGUACUGUUUACCCCCAUCCUAUAUGGGACCACACACACGACUGUUAAGCUUAGUGCACAUUACAUGGUUACCAUGAAUUUCAUGUUCCUACGAUGUUCUAAUCUUCCUAGUAUAUAUAUAUAUUUUUUUUAAGUUCAUAGGGACCUUGUGAAAGAACACAUUUGCUAUAGUGUGUGUGUUUGUCGGUGUCCUACCUCCAUCUUAACCCACGUGUUUGUUUCAGGAUGAAUGAGGAGCAGAUAGCCACAGUGUGUGUGUCGGUGUUGAGGGCUCUGUCCUACCUCCACACACAGGGAGUCAUCCACAGAGACAUCAAGAGUGAUUCUAUCCUCCUCACCAGCGAUGGACGGGUAAGACCACGUGGAUUCUGGACUCAUAAAGAAUGUACAGAAGUAACUUGUAACACUGUAGGACUCUAGAGUGUUUUCCAGAUGUUGGCUUGACUGGUGGGUUGUGGCCAGUACCUGUUGGGUCACAGCUAAAGCACGUACUGUGGUUAGAAACAUGGGUUUAUCCAUAGUAGAGUAACCCUGACCAGCAGCGGUGCAUGGGUAAAAUCACUGGGGCAGCCAAGCCAGAAGUAAAAGCCAUAUUACAACCUAUGUGUUGUGAUAAUUGUGUUGUUUGCUUUAUAACCUGUUAGUUCAUAUGCCUUGUGAUCGUGGAAUAUAGGCCUAAGGCCAAGACAGUAAGAAGACACAGUGACAGAAUACAUUCAUCCACACCUUUGUUUCCUCACAAAACCGGAGAGUAACCUCUGUCCGGUGAAGGCCACAAAGCAUAUUGCAUGUAACAAACGGUUACAUGACCUACAGUCGUGGUCAAAAGUUUUGAGAAUGACACAAGUAUUGGUCUUCACAAAGUUGGCUGCUUCAGUGUUGAGAUAUUUUUGUCAGAUGUUACUAUGGUAUUACUAUGGUAUACUGAAGUAUAAUUACAAGCAUUCCAUAAGUGUCAAAUGCAUUUAUUGAAAAUUACAUUAAGUUUAUGCAAAGAGUCAAUAUUUGCAGUGUUGACCCUUCUUUUUCAAGACCUCUGCAAUCUGCUCUGGCAUGCUGUCAAUUAACUUCUGGGCCACAUCCUGACUGAUGGCAGCCCAUUCUUGCAUAAUCAAUGCUUGGAGUUUGUCAGAAUUUGUGGGGUUUUGUUUUUCCACCCGCCUCUUGAGGAUCGACCACAAGUUCUCAAUGGGAUUAAGGUCUGGGGAGAUUCCUGGCCAUGGACCCAACAUUUCGAUGUUUUGUUCCCCGAGCCACUGAGUUAUCACUUUUGCCUUAUGGCAAGGUGCUCCAUCAUGCUGGAAAAGGCAUUGGUCAUCACCAGACUGUUCUUGGAUGGUUGGGAGAAGUUGCUCUCGGAGGAUGUGUUGGUACCAUUCUUUAUUCAUGGCUGUGUUCUUAGGCAAAAAUGUGAGUGAGCCCACUCCCUUGGCUGAGAAGCAACCCCACACAUGAAUGGUCUCAGGAUGCUUUACUGUUGGCAUGACACAGGACUGAUGGUAGCGCUCACCUUGUCUUCUCCGGACAACGUGUUUUCUGGAUGCCCCAAACAAUCAGAAAGGGGAUUCAUCAGAGAAAAUGACUUUACCCCAGUCCUCAGCAGUCCAAUCCCUGUACCUUUUGCAGAAUAUCAGUCUGUCCCUGAUGUUUUUCCUGGAGAGAAGUGGCUUCUUUGCUGCCCUUCUUGACACCAGGCCAUCCUCCAAAAGUAUUUGCCUCACUGUGCGUGCAGAUGUACUCACACCUGCCUGCUGCCAUUCCUGAGCAAGCUCUGCACUGGUGGUGCCCCGAUCCCGCAGCUGAAUCAACUUUAGGAGACGGUCCUGGUGCUUGCUGGACUUUCUUGGGCACACUGACGCCUUCUUCACAACAAUUGAACCUCUCUCCUUGAAGUUCUUGAUGAUCCGAUAAAUGGUUGAUUUAGGGGCAAUCUUACUAGCAGCAAUAUCCUUGCCUGUGAAGCCCUUUUUGUACAAAGCAAUGAUGACGGCAUGUGUUUCCUUGCAGGUAACCAUGGUUAACAGAGGAAGAACAAUGAUUUCAAGCACCACCCUCCUUUUAAAGCUUCCAGUCUGUUAUUCUAACUCAAUCAGCAUGACAGAGUCAUCUCCAGCCUUGUCCUCGUCAACACUCUCACCUGUGUUAACGAGAGAAUCACUGACAUGAUGGCAGCUGGUCCUUUUGUGGCAGGGCUGAAAUGCAGUGGAAAUGUUUUUGGGGGAUUAAGUUCAUUUUCAUGGCAAAGAGGGACUUUGCAAUUAAUUGCAAUUCAUCUGAUCACUCUUCAUGGCAAAUUGCCAUCAUCAAAACUGAGGCAGCAGACUUUGUGAAAAUUACUAUUUGUGUCAUUCUCAAAACUUUUGACCACGACUGUACAGCAUGGUCAAGCAAGUUAAUGUUUCCGACAUCAUCAAAUCACCUAUACUUACUAAAAACGAUUUAGUCCAAUCAUUGUAUGCUAAAUAUGAUGUGGCUGAUUUCUGUGUGUGUGUGCGUGUGCAUGUGCGUUCAUGCAAGUAGAAAAAGCAUGUUGACUCACCCUACUUGUAGAGAAACGCCAAUGCCAUCCUCCUCUUUCAUGUUGAAGAAACGGUCUAUCACUCUGUCAUACAGUACACGCUUUCAUUUUUUGUUGUUCUAGGCUACCUGGCUAAAAAACUUGCUCACUAGCCUAACUUCCUUAAUGUGCAACAUUAUCAAGUUAACAUUAGCCUUCUACAUCUAGCUACAUUUUGAACUUCCAUCCUCUCAGGCCAGGGGCACAAUGAAUUAAUUUAUGGUUGGAUCAGAAUUGCUGUUAUAAUCAUUGGCCAGUACGGAGAAUUAAGUGAAACCACAAGUCCAAAUCCCUAUCUCCAUCCAUGGAUAAUUUAGGAAAGGGCCAAUUUUAGGUAGUUAGCUAGCCACCGGAGGACAACAACACAACAAGAUGCACAACGAGUUUCUGUCAAUGACGUAUGCUCUCGAUGCGAUGUGAUUGGAGUGAAGCCAAAUCCAAACUGGCUUCCCUUUACACUUUUUUUGGGUGCGCCAGAACCAUUCACAGUUGAGCUCACUUAGUUUAGCUCAACACUGAUUGGCUAUUCUUUUAUUUCUUUUUUAUCAAGGGAGGCCAAAUGCUCACUGGCUUCCCUUGCAUUCAAUGCUACAGGCAGCAACAAUGUCAUACUCUUUUGGCCUACACAUACAGAGACAGAGGAGCGCUGUUUUGCUUGCUCGGAUGUCUUCUCUGGUGAGAUACAUUCCAGCCUCUUGCGAAUUGAAGGAAAAUUAUGAAACACAGAGAGACAAAAUAUAUAUAUAUAUUUUGUAAAAAAAACUAAUUUUAAAAAAAACUUUGGGGAAGCCUGGCUGUCUUUGGCAUCCAUGAAUACACACAACUGACCCUGACACCCAGUUUCUCACAUAAUGUCAAAUGAUACAAUGUUACUUGAAACUCUGCCCUACACACACAGUAACCUACCUCUGUGCUAGUGCCAGUGAUGCAGUACAAGAGGAGAGGAGAUCAUAAUCAAUUAGCACCCAGUCCUUAUUAAUUAAAGCUUGCCUAAUGCCUCUUAACGAGCUGCUGGAAUGUGAUGGAUGGCUAAUUAAGGGAUAAUAGAACCAGGAUUAGAGUGGCUUAUAUGAAAACCUCUUCAUCCCAAGAGGUCAAUGUUCCUUAUAAUGGUAAAACCAUUAUAGAGGGUUUUUGAUUGAAAAAAAGUUAAUAUUCAUACCUAAAUAUAUUUUCUGAAAAAGGCAGCACACUUCCAUAAUGUAUACUAGUAAAAUAAAUUAGGAAACAAAAUAACUCAAAUUUUAUAUGGGAUUUUUGUGUCCCCAUGUACGAAAGUGCUCAGAAAAUUCCUAUAGAUAACACAUUGAGAUUAUCAACCAAAUAUGUUUUGUUCCUACAGAUCAAGCUGUCAGACUUUGGCUUCUGCGCCCAAGUGUCCAAAGAGGUACCCAAGAGGAAGUCUCUGGUGGGCACACCCUACUGGAUGGCACCGGAGGUCAUCUCACGGUUACCCUACGGCACGGAGGUAAGAACACACGUUGCCAAAUAACACAUUCAAAUGUCUGAAUAAGUGUGUGUUUGGAAGAUAUGUUGGUAAGGGUGUUGUUAGGCCCAAGACUAAAAGUAUUCAGACCCCUUUACGUUUUCCACAUUUUACAGCCUUAUUCUAAAAUUGAUUAAAUUGGGGGGUAGAUCUACACGCAAUACCCCAUAAUGACAAAGCAAAAACCGUUUUUUUUUGGUGCAAAUGUAUAAAAGAUUGAUAAAAGUGAAAUACUACAUUUACAUAUAGUACCAGUCAAAAGUUUGGACACACCUACUCAUUCAAGGGUUUUUCUUUAUUUUUACUAUUUUCUACAUUGUAGAAUAAUAGUGAAGACAUCAAAACUAUGAAAUAACACAUAUGGAAUCAUGUAGUAGCCAAAAAAGUGUUAAACAAAUCAAAAUAUAUUUUAUAUUUGAGAUUCUUCAAAUAGCCACCCUUUGCCUUGAUGACAGCUUUGCACACUCUUGGCAUUCUCUCAACCAGCUUCACCUGGAAUGAUUUUCUAACAGUCUUGAAGGAGUUCCCACAUAUGCUGAGCACUUGUUGGCUGCUUUUCCUUCACUCUGCCGUCCGACUCAUCCCAAACCAUCUCAAUUGGGUUGAGGUCGGGGGAUUGUGGAGGCCAGGUCAUCUGAUGCAGCACUCCAUCACUCUCCUUCUUGGUAAAAUAGCUCUUACACAGCCUGGAGGUGUGUUGGGUCAUUGUCUUGUUGAAAAACAAAUGAUAGUCCCACUAAGCCCAAACCAUGCUGGUUAAGUGUACAUUGAAUUCUAAAUAAAUCACUGACAGUGUCACCAACAAAGCACCCCCACACCAUAACACCUCCUCCUCCAUGCUUUACGGUGGAACUACACAUGUGGUGAUCAUCCGUUCACCCACACCGUGUCUCACAAAGACACAGCGGUUUUAACCAAAAAUCUCAAAUUUGGACUCCAGACCAAAGAACACAUUUCCUCCGGUCUAAUGUUCAUUGCUCGUGUUUCUUGGCCCAAGCAGGUCUCUUCUUCUUAUUGGUGUCCUUUACAUUUACAUUUACGUCAUUUAGCAGACGCUCUUAUCCAGAGUGACUUACAAAUUGGUGCAUUCACCUUAUAGCCAGUGGGAUAACCACUUUACAAUAUGUUUUUAUUUUAUUUAUUAUUAUUAUUAUUUUUUUUAUUUUUUUUUUGGGGGGGGGGGUAAGGGGGGGUAGAAGGAUUACUUUAUCCUAUCCCAGGUAUUCCUUAAAGAGGUGGGGUUUCAAGUGUCUCCGGAAGGUGGUGCUGUGACUCCGCUGUCCUAGUGUCGUGAGGGAGCUUGUUCCACCAUUGGGGUGCCAGAGCAGCAAACAGUUUUGACUGGGCUGAGCGGGAACUGUGCUUCCGCAGAGGUAGGGGGGCCAGCAGGCCAGAUGUGGAUGAACGCAAUGCUCUCGUUUGGGUGUAGGAACUGAUCAGAGCCUGAAGGUACGGAGGUGCCGUUCCCCUCACAGCUCCGUAGGCAAGCACCAUGGUCUUGUAGCAGAUGCGAGGUUCAACUGGAAGCCAGUGGAGUGUGCGGAGGAGCAGGGGUGAUGUGAGAGAACUUGGGAAGGUUGAACACCAGACGGGCUGCGGCAUUCUGGAUGAGUUGUAGGGGUUUAAUGGCACAGGCAGGGAGCCCAGCCAACAGCGAGUUGCAGUAAUCCAGACGGGAGAUGACAAGUGCCUGGAUUAGGACCUGUGCCACUUCCUGUGUAAGGCAGGGUCGUACUCUCCGAAUGUUGUAGAGCAUGAACCUACAGGAUCGGGUCAGAACGACAGGGUGUUGUCCAGGGUCACGCCAAGGCUCUUCGCACUCUGGGAGGAGGACACAACAGAGUUGUCAACCAUGAUGGCGAGAUCAUGGAACGGGCAGUCCUUCCCCUGGAGGAAGAGCAGCUCCGUCUUGCCGAGGUUCAGCUUGAGGUGGUGAUCCGUCAUCCACACUGAUAUGUCUGCCAGACAUGCAGAGAUGCGAUUCGCCACCUGGUUAUCAGAAGGGGGAAAGGAGAAGAUUAGUUGUGUGUCGUCUGCGUAGCAAUGAUAGGAGAGGCCAUGUGAGGAUAUGACAGAGCCAAGUGACUUGGUGUAUAGCGAGAAUAGGAGAGGGCCUAGAACUGAGCCCUGAGGGACACCAGUGGUGAGAGCACGUGGUGCGGAGACAGAUUCUCGCCACGCCACUUGGUAGGAGCGACCGGUCAGGUAGGACGCAAUUCAAGAGUGAGCCGCGCCAGAGAUACCCAACUCGGAGAGGGUGGAGAGGAGGAUCUGAUGGUUCACAGUAUCAAAGGCAGCAGACAGGUCUAGAAGGACAAGAGCAGAGGAGAGAGAGUUAGCUUUAGCAGUGCGGAGAGCCUCCGUGACACAGAGAAGAGCAGUCUCAGUUGAAUGACCAGUCUUGAAACCUGACUGGUUUGGAUCAAGAAGGUAAUUCUGAGAGAGAUAGCAAGAGAGUUGGCUAGAGACGGCACGCUCAAGAGUUUUGGAGAGAAAAGAAAGAAGGGAUACUGGUCUGUAGUUGUUGACAUCAGAGGGAUCGAGUGUUGGUUUUUUGAGAAAGGGUGCAACUCUCGCUCUCUUGAAAUGUUGCAUAUUGACUGACGUUCAUGUCUUAAAGUAAUGAUGGACUGUUGUUUCUCUUUGCUUAUUUGAGCUGUUCUUGCCAUAAUAUGGACUUGGUCUUUUACCAAAUAGGUCUAUCUUCUGUAUACCCCCCUACCUUGUCUUAGCUCAACUGAUUGGCAUUAAGAAGGAAAUAAAUUCCACAAAUUAACUUUUAAGAAGGCACACCUUUUAAUGAAAAUGCAUUCCAGGUUACUACCUCAUGAAGCUGGUUGAGAGAAUGCCAAGAGUGUGCAAAGCUGUUAUCAAGGCAAAGGGUGGCUAUUUGAAGAAUCUCAAAUAUAAAAUUUGUUUAACACAUUUUUGGUUACUACAUGAUUCCAUAUGUGUUAUUUCAUAACUUUGAUGUCUUCACUAUUAUUCUACAAUGUAAAAAAUAGUAAAGAUAAAGAAAAACCCUUGAAUGAGUAGGUUUGUCAAAACUUUUGACUGGUAGUGUAAGUAUUCAGACCCUUUACUCAGUACUUUGUUGAAGCACCUUCACCAGCGAUUACAGCCUCGAGUCUUCUUGGGUAUGACACUACAAGCUUGGCACACCUGUAUUUGGGGAGUUUCUUCCAUUCUUCUCUGCAGAUCCUCUCAAGCUCAGGUCUCUCCAGAGAUGUUCGAUCAGGUUAAAGUCCGGGCUCUGGCUGGGCCACUCAAGGAUAUUCAUAGACUUGUCCUUAAGCCACUCCUGCGUUGUCUUGGAUGUGUGCUUAGGGUCAUUGUCCUGUUGGAACGUGAACAUUCGCACUAGUCUGAGGUCCUGAGCGCUCUGGAGCAGGUUUUCAUCAAGGAUCUCUCUGUACUUUGCUCCGUUCAUCUUUCCCUCGAUCCUGACUAGACUCCCAGUCCCUGCCGCUGAAAAACAUCCCCACAGUAUGAUGCUGCCUCCACCAUGCUUCACUGUAAGGAUGGUGGCAGGUUUCCUACAGACGUGACGCUUGGCAAUCAUGCCAAAGAGUUCGAUCAUGGUUUCAUUAGACCAGAGAAUCUUGUUUCUCAUGGUCUGAUAGUCCUUUAGGUGCCUUUUGGAAAACUUCAAGCGGGCUGUCAUGUGCCUUUUACUGAGGAGUGGCUUCCGUCUGGCCACUCUACUGUAAAGGCCUGAUUGGUGUAGUGCUGCAGAGAUGGUUGUCCUUCUGGAAUAUUCUCCCAUCUCCAUAGUAGAACUCUGGAGCACUGUCAGUGACCAUCAGGUUCUUGGUCACCUCCCUGACCAAGGCCCUUCUCCCCCGAUUGCUCAGUUUGGCCGGGCGGCCAGCUCUAGGAAGAGCCUUGGUGGAUCAAAACUUCUUCCAUUUAAGAAUGCUGGAGGCCACUGUGUUUUUGGGGACCUUCAAUGCUGCAGACAUUUUUUGGUAUCAUUCCCCAGAUCUGUGCCUCGACACAAUCCUGUCUCGGAGCUCUACAGACAAUUCCUUCGACCUCAUGGCUUGGUUUUCACUUUGACAUGCACUGUCAACUGUGUGACAUUAUAUAGACAGGUGUGUGCCUUUCCAAAUCAUGUCCAAUCAAUUGCAUUUACCACAGGUGGACUCCAAUCAAGUUGUAGAAACAUCUCAAGAAGAUCAAUGGAAACAGGAUGUACCUUGAGCUCAAUUUCGAGUCUCAUAGCAAAGUGAGACAUAUAUACAAAUUUAUAAAAAACAGUUUUCGCUUUGUUAUUAUGGGGUAUUGUGUGUAGAUUGAUGAGGAAAGAUUUGGAAUAAGGCUGUAAUGUAACAAAAUGUGGAAAAAGGGAAGGGGUCUGAAUACUUUCCGAAUGCACCGUAUCGUCCAAACACCUGCUUCGAGGGUAUUAUCACUUUUAUACAAUGGGUUACCAACAUAUUCAAUUAAUGGUUUACAUAUUUUCAUAAAAACGUUAUUUUAAUGAAUUUAUUCAUACUAUUUCAUCCUUCUGUAAGAUAUAGUCCCAACACAAAUCUAGGAGUUGCUACCCAAGCCUGCUGGUCAUUCGUUCUAUUGGUUUGGUUGCCAGAAGUGCGACCGUCGUUCCCUCUUUUUGUUCUGCACCUAGUAGUUUGUUCUAAAUGUUCCAUUGCCAUACUGGCUGGCAACGUUCUUAUCCCUUGCUUGCUAGAUAGCCAACUACGGCUAACUUACAGUCACAUCAAACGUCAAAAAGAAUAACAACAGUAGCAUUUGCAUUUGUUUAAACUGUUUUCUAGUGACAUUUAUUAGGAUACAUCCACAACAAUGAGCUAAUGAGGCGCAAUUACGCCUGGCAUAGAAAAUGUGCUCUCUCAUCAGGACACUGUUGUUUAGAGGGGCUAGCCAACAGCACAGCUAACACAAUCACUUCAAACUGAAGUUGUAAAGACUGUAAACUAGCUGCACUUCGUUUCGUUUUACCUUUUUUCAAUUGACAUUUCUUUGUAUAUAUCCAUAAAAAUGAUGCCAGUUGAUUCAUGAUUUCUGCCUGUCUGUCUCGUCCCGACUCCUACACGUUCAUAACUAUGGGACAGCUGGAGAUCAAAUGUUUAUAUUGAAACAAUGUUGCAAAUGUCGGAGAGACAGACAGCAAGGUUUAUACAAAUCUCUGUGAUUGAAAACUAAAUGUUAGUCUAAAAGAAAUGUGAGAUAAUGUCUGGAUGCUUUUAUAGUGGAGAUCAAGUUUAAAACUUGCCUGGCUUGGCUGAUGAGACAGUGGAUUGCUCAGUCAGAUGGAACAGAGUAAAUAGGAAUUUUUACGUCAUAGAUUUAGCCGGGGGUAACUUGUGGAAUAAACACCGGCUGGAAUGCGGUUUUAAUCAAUCACCAUUCAGGAUUAGACACACCCGUUGUAUAAUGUUGUAUAUAGUGAUCUGUGAAAAAAGACAAUAACACCAUUCACACUGCCUGCUAGGUGGAUAUCUGGUCGUUGGGCAUCAUGGUGAUAGAGAUGAUAGAUGGGGAACCCCCAUACUUUAACGAACCCCCUCUACAGGCCAUGAGGAGGAUACGAGACAACCUGCCCCCACGGCUAAAGGAGUCACACAAGGUCAGCAGGGUUCAUUUAUUUCAUUAUAAUCUAAAUUGGCACAUUUACAGAAAUGUUUAUUAAUGUCAGUUAUUCUCCUAAGUCAAAUAAAUAGUAAUAUGUUCCUUUUCUCUCCGUCAGGUAUCAUCGGUUCUGAGGGCCUUCCUGGACCUGAUGUUGGUUAGAGAGCCGUCUCAGCGAGCCACAGCCCAGGAGCUGCUCCAGCACUCCUUCCUCAAGCUCUCGGGCCCCCCCUCUUGCAUCGUCCCCCUAAUGAGGCACUACCGCCACCGCUGA
Messenger RNA from Coregonus sp. 'balchen', 24659 nucleotides. The record is from the annotation of a GenBank genome assembly. NCBI's taxonomy places the organism in Eukaryota, Metazoa, Chordata, Actinopteri, Salmoniformes, Salmonidae.